Coregonus sp. 'balchen' is the source of this 4371-nucleotide messenger RNA. The record is from the annotation of a GenBank genome assembly. NCBI's taxonomy places the organism in Eukaryota, Metazoa, Chordata, Actinopteri, Salmoniformes, Salmonidae.
GUACACACUGCCAAUGAAGACCAGAGUGGAUAUUAACGUUACAAGCAAUCACAGAGGAAUAACAUCCCGCUCCAGCUUCACUAAAGGGAAUACCUGCUUUUAGGCUCAAUUACAAAUCACCGGGAUUAAGCGACAUCAUAUUGCAGCUGUAAGUUAUUUUAUUUUAUUAUUGCAUGCACAAGGCUACGUAGAAACGUUGUGUUUGUGCUAGUGCUCUUUGUACAUAUUUACAGCAGAUAUACUUGUAAUUUAUAGUAUAGGCUAUUUUCUAUUCAAUUGACUGGGAUUUGGUUUUCCAUGUGUGCAGCAGCGUGCGUGGUCAUUGGGCAUAUAUAUCCCACAUAUUUUGACAGAUUUUAUUUACACUGACAGGAGGCUAGAACUCGAGGUGCGCUCAUUUGUGAAUUUAACGAGAAGUGGAACAAUGCAGUUAUAAUUAAUGCAACAUUGCACUAGUAUAUUUAUGACUUUUUAAAAGUUCUAGUUAAAAUAUAAAGUUGCAAGUUUUAGUAGGUCAAGGUUGCAACACUAAUUUAGAGGCACUGUAAUGCAUUGGUCAAAAUAUGCAUGCACUUGUUCAGUGCACGACUAAAGUUUGCGUGGUUGAAUACGUCUGUUAGUUCUUUUGAAGAGCUUCUAAAGAACCCGCUCCCUUUAACCUCGAAUGCAACAUAAAUAGCGAUAUAGCAUCAGGUGGUGGAAAAAGUACCCAAUUGUCAUACUUGAGUAAAAGUAAAGAUACCUUAAUAGAAAAUGACCCAAGUAAAAGUCAGUCACCCAGUAAAAUACUACUUGAGUAAAAGUCUAAAAGUAUUUGGUUUUAAAUAUACUUAAAUAUCAAAAGUAAAUGUAAUUGAUCAAAUAUACUUAAGUAUCAAAAGUAAAAGUACAAGUAUAAAUAAUUUCAAAUUCCUUAUAUUAAGCAAACCAGAUGGCACCAUUUUCUUGUUUUUAUUUAUUUAUUUAUGAAUAGCCAGGGGCACACUCCAAGGGAUGUAGCUCAGUUGGUAGAGCAUGGCGUUUGCAACGCCAGGGUUGUGGGUUCGAUUCCCACGGGGGGCCAGUAUUAAAAAUAAAGUAAUGUAUGCACUCACUAACUGUAAGUCGCUCUGGAUAAGAGCGUCCGCUAAAUGACGUAAAAUUUAAACACUCAUUCACAUCAUUUACAAAUGUGUUUAGUGAGUCUGCCAGGUCAGAGACAGUAGGGAUGAUCAGGGAUGUUCUCUUGAUAAAUGUGUGAAUUUGACAAUUUUCCUGUCCUGCUAAGCAUUCGAAAUCGAACAGGGAAAAUGUAUGGAGUAAAAAGUACAUUAUUUUCUUAAGAAAUGUAGUAAAGUAAAAGUAAAAGUAGUGAAAAAUAUAAAUAUUAAAGAUACCCCAAAAAACGACUUAAGUCAAGUACUUUACACCACUGUAUAGCAUAACCUUUCAGCUGCUUGAAUAAGAUAAUUAAAACACGUUUAAAUAAUUUUAAUGUAGUUCUAAAAUGCACAUUAUAGACAUACUAGAAGUACUGCUCUCUUUCACUUUCUCUUUGCACAGAUUUCCAGUAAUUUGCCAGUUGUUGGCAAUGGUCAUAGUCGCUACAUCACAUUUCCUGGUCAUGAACUUCACUGAGCGCACUAAACAUCUGCACUAACUGAGCAGGGUAGUGGGUGGGAGUGACAUGCUUGUACAUCUAAAUACCAUGUGUCUAAAACUAAGCUUAUCUCUUCUCCUUGAUCUCCCAGGAACCAUGCCUGUGUCUAGGAUGAGAAUGAGGCCUUGGCUGGAGGAUAAGAUUGAGUCCAACUCCAUCAGUGGUUUGGUGUGGGUGGACAAGGUAAUACUUUCCUGCUCGUCAAACUCAUCUAAUGCUUUUUUUAGACAAUACUCCCUGAAACACUGCAGUGGGACACUGUCAUUGUAAGAAGAGAACUCAGUCGAGACAUUGACAUCUCAAAACAUAUUUAGUACUAUUACCCAUGAACAGGACUACUCAAAACUAGGCAUGUACAGGAGAAGCUGGGGUGAGAGAUAGGAGGCGCUAAUUUGAAACCCAUUUCUUUGUGGUUUUGUCCAGGACAAGAAGAUUUUCUCCAUCCCAUGGAAGCAUGCUGCACGUCACGGAUGGGACCUGAACAAGGAUGCCUGUCUAUUCAAGCAAUGGGCUAUGCACACAGGUGAGAAAAUGACACGUAACUAGACUACCUACUCUCAUAAUAAUGGACUUUCACCUAGAUUAACAAUAUGCACUUCAGCACCUCAGGGUUUUUCAAUAUACUUUCUGCAUCAUAAUAACAAUGAUAUUACUUGUCUGUUGAUGCAGGGAAAUUCAUACAAGGCGAGACUACACCAGACCCUAAGACAUGGAAGGCUAAUUUCCGCUGUGCAAUGAACUCCCUUCCUGACAUCAAGGAGGUGAAAGACAAGAGCAUCAACAGAGGGUCUGGAGCGGUGCGCGUUUACAGAAUGCUGAACGUCUGCACAAAGCCAAAUAACAAGAGGUCAAAAGCAAAGGAUGCAAAGAAUAACAACAAGGUAAGGUUAUAUUACUUUUGAACUGCAACCCUCUUUAGAAUCCCUUUAUCAUCACAUGUAGUACUGUUUUCCCUCUGCUGAAUAAAGACCGGUGCAUGUGUAUUUAGCUGGCUGUAUAAAGACCAGUGUCAACAGAGAUGAAUAUUACAAUCUUAUUUCAUGUUUUGCUGUUUUCUCUUCUAGGGGUUAAACAUCAAGACAGAGGAAAUGGACUACAGUGAAACCCAUUGCCCAGAGGACCGCAACACCAACACACACCUGCAGGAGGUCAGAAUGACACAGGAGAGCACAGUCGACAGCACAGUCGACAGCACAUACAACCUAGGUGAGACCAUCACAGCAGCGUCAUAUCUUGAUGGCUCUGUCAAUGAUUACCAGACUCUGAUAUACAAACGCUGCAGAAUUUACAUUAAACAUUGUCCCAACAAAAGAAACAAAGGACAAGAGACUAUGAAUUCACUGAUUCGUUCACAAAACUGCAUGUGAGAUGUGACUGAACGUGAGGAUUCAAAUGAAUGGUUGUCCUUAUGGUUUUCUUUGUCUUUUCUAUUAAGGUUUUACAAAGUACGACCCUGAUGUUACAGACUUUCCCACCUCUGUGGAAAUGGGCCCAGACAGCACCAAUGCUGAUGUUCCAGACUUUUCCACCUCUGUGGAAAUAGGCCCAGAAGGCACCAACGAAUACUACCCGUCUUUCCAAGUGUCACCGGAUCACUCCACAGGUAAGAUUAAGCUUGCUUGAUGCUUGGGUUUGAUUCAACUCUUUGUGUUUCAGUGUUGGCUGCAAAUAUAAUUGAGGUUUGCACAGCAAUGCUCAUGUCAAUUUUCCUUCUUCAACUUUACAGACUAUGAAGAGAGUCUAGAUAUGAAUGAAGAAACCCUUAUUGAGGUAAGUUUGUCUCUACCAGUACACGUUCAGUGUGCUUUUUUCAUUAUCAGGAAUACCCAUGUUUACCAGAUAUUCUGCAUUGAAUACAAAAAAUUAUAACACAGUUAAACCAAGCAAAAAUGCAACCAGGCUUAUCCCCUGUGUUUUGCUCUUUCAGAUUGCACAGCAUUGGGAGCAAUUGGAGCAAUUGGAGCAAUUGGAGCAGCAAGACAGUGUAAACAUCAAGGGUUUCCUGAGCAAUGAAGUAGCCACAGCAGAGUCAUACAACACAGCAGAGUCUAAUCACAGUCCAGAGAGCCAAUGGAGUGAUAACUCAGGUAAAUGAUGCUAGAGGGAAUCAGGCUGUUUGUUAUACUGUACUAUUCAACAGCAGGAUUUCAUCAUGUCUGCAUGUAUUGUCUUUGUGUAACAUUUGCUAGUCAAAAUUAAAGACUACAACAGGAAAAUAAAACUCUGAUGGAAUCCAAGGGCCUUUAGAAACAGAUUUGUAAAAAUAAAAUAAAAAUGAAAAACGUUCAUUUGUAAAACGCUGAGUCAGACGAUUGAGGAACGUAUUUCAGUCAAUAGUAUUUCCUUCUCAUAUGCAUAAGGUGUGAAACAUGAUAAUGCAUGUAAGGUAAACAGAUGGCAGGGACAAGAACUGAAUGAUCACACCGGAGCCUAAGCUUCCCUAUUUAAUUUUUUCAUUACAUCAGAAUCCUCUAACACGGCUGCUCUCAACAUUGCACAACAUAAGAGGUAAUCUGUAACUUCAUUCAGCUGUGUUUCUCUUGCAUCACUGACCGGCUUUGUUUUGUUUUGUUUGUCUUAUAGGGUCAGAAAUAGAGCUGCGGUUAUACACAGAACUGAGCCCAGGACAACCAAUGGCUGAAGAUCUCCUCUCUUAUACUGACCACUGGGCCCUGAACAACACACUGAACAACAACAUGACCAGUUAUCUCCAACAGAUCUCCUGCCCACUC